Molecule: messenger RNA, 741 nt
Organism: Zingiber officinale
Lineage: Eukaryota; Viridiplantae; Streptophyta; Magnoliopsida; Zingiberales; Zingiberaceae
Product: protein Brevis radix-like 1
Exons: 5
Coding region: 1-741 (246 amino acids)
Source: RefSeq, a predicted model, not a curated record
AUGCACACAUGCAUCGUUUGUCCGAGGAGCACCAAAGGCCUCACCAGACUGAUCACCCGCCAGAUCAAAGGCAUGUCUUUGCGCCCCGGCCGGCGCCGGAAAAGGCUGCAACGCGAGGCUGAAGAAGCAGCAGCGAAGUCCGGCGAAAGACAGGAAGAAGGAGAAGUCGGAGACGAGGAGGAGCAGAGCGAGUGGGUCUCAGAGCCUGAGCCCGGAGUGUUCAUAACUUUGGUGCCACUGCCCGAGGUAGGCAAUCGCGUGAAGAAGAUACGAUUCAGCAAGGAGCGGUUCGAUGAUUGGGGAGCGCAGAAAUGGUGGAGCGAAAACUACGAUAAGGUUAUGGAGCUCUACUGCAUCGUCUCCCAGCAAUCUUCUCCCACGCUCGCUCCAUCCGACGAUGAAAGUAAAUUAGUUCAUAAUCAAGAAGAAGAAGAAGAAGAAGAAGAAGAAGGAGGGAAUGAAGCAGCAUCACGCUCCUCAAAGAGCACCGCUGGUUCCUCCAAGGCGACCCCAGAGCCGCAACCUCACUGUGAGAUGUCAGUGGAGAUCGGGAACAGGGUGCUCGAGUGGAACGUGGAAGAUGAGACCGGUGUCUUUUUCACUGUGCGAUCGAUGCCUGAUGGCUCUCGGGAGAUUCUACGAAUUGUAUUCAGUGGGGAUAGGUUCGGCGAGAUGAAAACCAGAGUGUGGUGGGAAAAAAACAAGGCGAGGCUGCAACAGCAGUACAGUCUCAAUUUGUAG